AUGACACUGGGCCAAUUGUGCAAUUCCCUAUGGGACUUCCAAUCUCGGCCAGAUGUGAUAACCCCAGCCCUCUCUCAAAGUUUCCUACAACCACGAUCCCCCCACGAUCCUAGAAUACUCUCUCCUCCAGACUCCAAGGCCAUAGUGGAUGGUAACCUGAAGCUGAUCCUAUAUAUUACGUUCUCUCCUCCAGACUCCAAGGCCAUAGUGGAUGGUAACCUGAAGCUGAUCCUAUAUAUUACGUUCUCUCCUCCAGACUCCAAGGCCAUAGUGGAUGGUAACCUGAAGCUGAUCCUUGGCAUGGUGUGGACACUGAUCCUCCACUACUCCAUCUCCAUGCCCAUGUGGGACGAGGAGGAGAAGGGGGGCGACGGCCAGCACAAGACCCCGAAACAGAGGCUUCUGGGAUGGAUCCAGAACAAGCUCCCAGAGAUCUCCAUCCACAACUUCAGCAGAGACUGGCAGAGUGGCAGAGCACUGGGGGCACUGGUCAACAGCUGUGUUCCGGGCCUGUGUGCAGACUGGAACCAGUGGGACCAAACUAAACCAGUGGACAACGCCCGGGAGGCCAUGAAACAGGCUGAUAACUGGCUAGGCAUCCCUCAGGUGAUAACCCCAGAGGAAAUUGUUGACCCCAAUGUAGAUGAACAUUCCGUGAUGACAUACCUGUCCCAGUUCCCCAAGUCCAAACUGAAGCCUGGUGCACCCCUGUGCCCAGGACUCAACCCCAAGAAUGCCUGCGCAUACGGACCAGGUAUAGAGCCAGUAGGUAACUUUGUGAUGAAGAAGGCAGUGUUUACAGUGGAGACCAUCAGUGCUGGGAUGGGAGAGGUCCUAGUGCAUGUAGAGGACCCUGCCGGACACAAAGAGGAGGCCAAAGUGACAGCCAACAAUGAUAUGAACCAAACCUACUCUGUCUUCUACAUACCCAAGGUCACUGGGAUGCACAAGGUGACGGUGCUGUUUGCGGGGCUACACAUCAAUAAGUCUCCUUAUGAGGUGGAUGUGGGGAUGGCUCAGGGAGACAGCAGUAAAGCUACAGCCCAGGGACCUGGACUAGAACCUGCUGGGAACAUCGCCAAUAAGACCACAUACUUUGAUGUCUACACCGCAGAGGUGGAGGUGGUGAUCAUGGACCCAGCGGGUAAGAAGAACGUGGUGGUGAGUCAGAUAGAGGAUAAGGGCAACAGUUCGUACCGCUGCACCUACAAACCCACCCUGGAGGGGGCCCACACCAUCUACGUUACCUUCGCUGGAGGACAAAUCAGCAAGAGCCCCUUCACUGUGAACAUAGGAGAGGCUUGUAACCCCAGCCUGGUUCGGGCUAAGGGGCGUGGUCUCCAGCCUAAAGGCCUCAGGGUUAAAGAGACAGCUGACUUCAGAGUCUUCACUAAAGGAGCUGGGACAGGAGAACUCAAAGUCACCAUCAAGGGCCCCAGGUCUGGAUAG
Molecule: messenger RNA, 1449 nt
Organism: Oncorhynchus keta (chum salmon)
Lineage: Eukaryota; Metazoa; Chordata; Actinopteri; Salmoniformes; Salmonidae
Product: filamin-A-like
Exons: 9
Coding region: 1-1449 (482 amino acids)
Biological process (GO): actin cytoskeleton organization
Molecular function (GO): actin filament binding
Source: RefSeq, a predicted model, not a curated record